Molecule: messenger RNA, 943 nt
Organism: Camellia sinensis
Lineage: Eukaryota; Viridiplantae; Streptophyta; Magnoliopsida; Ericales; Theaceae
Source: RefSeq, a predicted model, not a curated record
AAUUUGCUAAAAGUCUCACCCUCUUUAACCUCUAGAGGCAAAAUUUCUCUUGGUCAUUCUUGUUUAGAAUCAUUUAGAAAUGAUCACAGGACAAUCCCAUCAUGAUAUUAAGAAAAUAAAAAUGAAAUUUGAACUUAAGGGAUUUUAUCACAAUCAUAUAUAAUGCCGCAUUGAUAUCAUUCUUGGAAAAAAAAGAUUCUAAAACAAAUAUUGAAAAAAAAUUCAAAAUAAAUACACUGUGAGCUAAAGUUGUUGCUGGGAGAAUUGUGUAUGAAAGAGAGGAAUUCAGGAUUCAUUUGAAGUAACUGAAACAAUGCAGCUUCUUUACGAAAAACUUGGUGGGCGGAGAGUUGGAGCUGACGGAGACAUGGGAGUGGAUGAUAAAUCGAUUGCCCUUGAUGCCGUCAACAAGGAAGCUGUUGAUCUGGAGAACAUGCCCCUCAAAGAAGUAUUUGAACAUCUCAAAUGUACAAAAGAGGGUCUGAGUACCGAUGCAGUUCAAGAACGGUUGAAACUGUUUGGAUACAACAAACUUGAAGAGAAAAAGGAAAGUAAAAUAUUGAAGUUUUUGGGCUUUAUGUGGAAUCCUUUGUCAUGGGUCAUGGAAGCAGCAGCUUUAAUGGCCAUUGCUCUUGCACAUGGAGGGCAUAAGGGCACAGAUUAUCAUGACUUCUUUGGCAUCUUGAUCUUGCUCAUUAUCAACUCUACCAUCAGUUUUAUUGAGGAAAAUAAUGCUGGCAAUGCGGCUAUUGCUCUUAUGGCUCGAUUAGCUCCAAAAGCCAAGGUCCUGCGUGACGAGAAGUGGAGUGAGGAAGAUGCUUCAGUGUUAGUUCCUGGUGACAUAGUAAGCAUCAAACUUGGGGACAUUGUACCUGCUGAUGCACACCUUCUUGAAGGAGAUCCUCUAAAAUUGAUCAGGCAUGUGAUUCACUCCGAAAUAUGA